AUGGGAAUUCAUGGAUUGGCAAAGUUAAUUGCCGAUCAUGCACCAUCUGCUAUUAAAGAGAACGAAAUCAAGAAUUAUUUCGGUCGUAAGGUUGCGAUUGAUGCUUCCAUGAGUAUAUACCAGUUUUUAAUUGCCGUUCGAUCCGAUGGUAAUGUCUUGACCAAUGAAGCUGGAGAAACAACAAGUCAUUUGAUGGGAUUAUUCUAUCGGACUAUUCGUAUGAUGGAAAAUGGAAUAAAGCCUGUUUAUGUUUUUGAUGGAAAACCACCUCGACUAAAGUCUGGAGAGCUUGCACGUCGCCAAGAAAGGAGAGAAGAAGCUCAAAAACAAGCUUCAGAAGCUGAAAAGGAAGGUGAUGCUGACAACAUUGACAAAUUUACAAGAAGGACUGUAAGAAUGACUCCUGAGCAUUGCGAAGAAGGCAAGAAAUUGUUAAAAUUGAUGGGUGUUCCUGUCGUUCAGGCACCAUGUGAGGCCGAAUCACAAUGUGCUGCUUUAGUUAAAGCUGGAAAGGUCUAUGCAACCGGUACGGAGGAUAUGGAUGCCUUAACAUUUGGGUCGAAUGUCAUGUUAAGGCAUCUAACAUUUAGUGAAGCCAGAAAAAUGCCCAUACAAGAAUUCCAUUUGAAAAAUGCGUUGCAAGAAUUAAAUUUCUCAAUGGAACAAUUUAUCGAUCUAUGCAUUUUACUUGGGUGUGAUUACUGUGAUUCUAUCAAAGGUGUUGGACCGAAACGAGCAGUCGGUUUAAUAGAAAAAUACAAAUCCAUUGAAGAUAUCGUCAAAAAUAUAUCUUCUGAGAAGUUUACUGUUCCUGAAAAUUGGCCAUAUAAGGAUGCAAGAAUGCUCUUUCUCAACCCUGAUGUAGAAAAAUGUGAAGAUAUGGAAUUAAAAUGGACUGAACCCGAUGCUGAUGAACUGGUAAAAUUCCUUGUUGAAGAAAAAGGUUUUAGUGAAGAUAGAAUUCGUCGUGGGGUAGAAAAAAUUUCCAAAGCACGAGGUACUUCAACACAGGGAAGAUUAGACUCUUUCUUCACAAUUACACCUGGGGCAAUCAAACGAAAGACUGAUGCCAAGAAAGAUGCUGGGAAAAAGAAAGCAAAACCAGGCCCUGCCGGAAGAUUUAAGAGGCGAUAA
Molecule: messenger RNA, 1134 nt
Organism: Trichoplax adhaerens
Lineage: Eukaryota; Metazoa; Placozoa; Uniplacotomia; Trichoplacea; Trichoplacidae
Exons: 17
Coding region: 1-1134 (377 amino acids)
Cellular component (GO): nucleus
Molecular function (GO): 5'-flap endonuclease activity; manganese ion binding; RNA-DNA hybrid ribonuclease activity
Source: RefSeq, a predicted model, not a curated record